AUGACUCAAAAAGAAGACGCACUUGGCUUUCUCGAAAACUACCCUGACAUCCAUGCUGAACCUUUAUGGACAGUGAUGAGUGCCAUGGUGCCUCCAAGACCAUCACCUAAAUCCAAGCCCCAUUGUUGGGAAUACCAAAAGCUUAAGCCUGCCCUCCUCGAAUCUGGUAAAAAGAUUGCUGCCGAGGAAGCUGAACGCCGUGUCCUCAUGUUGAUCAACCCUGAAAUGAAGGCACCUUGCACCACGGAUACGCUUUAUGCUGGUUUGCAACUCAUCAACCCUGGAGAAGUGGCUCCUGCUCAUCGUCAUCGGGCAUUUGCUUUACGCUUCAUUAUCGAAGGUGAACGUGGCUUUACAGCUGUGGAGGGUGAAAAGAUCUAUAUGGAACGCGGUGAUGUGAUUCUCACUCCACCAUGGCAAUGGCAUGAUCAUGGCCAUGAAGGUGAUGAUGUCAUGAUUUGGUUGGAUGGUCUUGAUCUUCCCAUGUUCCAAUACAUUCCUGUCAAUUUUGCUGAGAUGUAUGAGGAAUCUCGAUAUCCAAGCACGCCUGUUGAAAAGAGUGCACUCAAGUUUCCAUGGGCUCCUGUACAAGAGGCAUUGGACAACACCGGCGAUGCUGCGUAUGCCACAUACACAUACACACAAGCGAACGGCAAACCUCUUUCAUACAUUAUUGGUGGUGAAGCUGAACGUAUCGGUGCUCAAGCUGUGUCGCCCAAACGUCGUGAGACUUGUUCACGUGUAUUCCAUGUCUAUCAUGGCACUGGUUAUACCGAGGUGGAUGAUGGCAAGGGUAACAAGAAUGUGCUAAAGUGGACCAAUAGCGAUACAUUUGCUGUUCCCUCGUGGUAUUCGGUCGUCCAUCACAAUGAGGCCAAUGAACCUGCUUAUUUGUUUAGUUACAAUGAUAAACCUCUCUUGGAAAAUCUCGGUUUAUACCGCUCCGAGUAA
Lichtheimia ornata is the source of this 951-nucleotide messenger RNA. RefSeq lists its product as uncharacterized. The transcript is spliced from 3 exons. The record is from RefSeq and is a predicted model, not a curated record. Gene Ontology annotation, molecular function: dioxygenase activity. The coding region runs from base 1 to 951 and encodes 316 amino acids. NCBI's taxonomy places the organism in Eukaryota, Fungi, Mucoromycota, Mucoromycetes, Mucorales, Lichtheimiaceae.